This is a messenger RNA of Tilletiopsis washingtonensis, 447 nucleotides long. RefSeq lists its product as hypothetical. The coding region runs from base 1 to 447 and encodes 148 amino acids. Lineage: Eukaryota; Fungi; Basidiomycota; Exobasidiomycetes; Entylomatales. The transcript has 3 exons. The record is from RefSeq and is a predicted model, not a curated record.
AUGGCUGAAUACGGCGCUGCUGCGGGCGGCGGCUGCUGCGCCUCCAUCGUCGGCGCGCUCGGGUACUGGUGCGGCCUUCCUGGCGCACACGAGCCGCCGGCUUGGCUGCGCGACCGCGAGCUCAUUUCUUCACCUCUGCGCCUGGCUCACAUGCUGCGGCCGUAUGCAGAGCGCUACGGCGCCGAAUCGUCGUGCUGCGACAACUGCUGCCGCUGCAAGUGCGGCUGGGACGAGGGCGAGUACGUGCGCGAGGACCAGGAGGCGGCGCGGCGCCCCAAGGAGGGCCUCGCGGGCGCCGCGGGCGGCGACGCCGCUCCGCCGGCGUACAAGGCGCAGGAGCCUAUGGUCGUGCCCUGUUCGGCUGAGGCGCCGCCGCCGAUCGAGGUGCCCACUGCGCCAACGCCAGUCACUCAGCCUGUCGGUGACGGCGUGGCUGCUGCUCGUUGA